Molecule: messenger RNA, 3968 nt
Organism: Stegostoma tigrinum
Lineage: Eukaryota; Metazoa; Chordata; Chondrichthyes; Orectolobiformes; Stegostomatidae
Gene: ppp1r13l
Product: protein phosphatase 1, regulatory subunit 13 like
Exons: 13
Coding region: 124-3258 (1044 amino acids)
Biological process (GO): regulation of apoptotic process
Cellular component (GO): nucleus
Molecular function (GO): p53 binding
Source: RefSeq, a predicted model, not a curated record
ACUUCAGCAACAAGCAGCUCCCUGCCCUCAGACGCUGAGUCUUGUCCUUCCAAGGAGGUUCUGCCAAGCGUGCUCAAUAACCAAUUCCACGCACCCUUUACCUACCAGUUCACAAGAGUCUCCAUGUUGGUCUCUGUGUUAUUGGAUCAGCUGUGCCCCAGCAGCACACUUUACGCUCCCAGAAGGAUGACAGAUGAACAGUUUGACGUUGGCCCACCACCAUUGAGCAAUAUCUACCAAACCUUGUCAGAAUGCCAGACAGGCCUUAUGUUGCAAUCAGCGCAGAAGAAGUUGAAUGAGGCAACGCACAAACUGGACAAAUUAUCCCAGGAGCUGGACUCGAUGUGGUCCACACAGAGCAGCCCCGUGGUUACUGAUGCCGCUCAGUCUGAUAGCAAGACCUAUCAGAAAGAGAGCCCGGUGACCACUUCAACAUCGUCCAACAUGUACGGCCCAAGUUGGGCCGAAUCGCAGAGUAAAUGUGAUGAGCUGUUACCAGUCGUUAGUGAGACUCCAUCCUCCUCUCCACAGCCAUUACCAGCCUACACACCACUGGUAUCUCCCCAGCAGCCUCCCACACCCUACACUUUCAAUCCUGUGUUCGACCGAGCGCCCUCUCCCCGACCAAUGGUGCCAGGCUCGCCAAUGCUCCAUCAGCAGGAGCCCCGCGCUCCGUUCGACCGAGCGCCCUCUCCCCGACCAAUGGUGUCAGGCUCGCCAAUUCUCCAUCAGCAGGAGCCCCGCGCUCCGUUCGACCGAGCGCCCUCUCCCCGGGGAAUGGUGUCAGGCUCGCCAAUGCUCCAUCAGCAGGAGCCCCGCGCUCCGUUCGACCGAGCGCCCUCUCCCCGACCAAUGGUGUCAGGCUCGCCAAUGCUCCAUCAGCAGGAGCCCCGCGCUCCGUUCGACCGAGCGCCCUCUCCCCGGGGAAUGGUGUCAGGCUCGCCAAUGCUCCAUCAGCAGGAGCCCCGCGCUCCGUUUGACCGAGCGCCCUCUCCCCGACCAAUGGUGCCAGGCUCGCCAAUGCUCCAUCAGCAGGAGCCCCGCGCUCCGUUUGACCGAACGCCCUCUCCCCGACCAAUGGUGUCAGGCUCGCCAAUGCUCCAUCAGCAGGAGCCCCGCGCUCCGUUUGACCGAGCGCCCUCUCCCCGACCAAUGGUGCCAGGCUCACCAAUGCUCCAUCAGCAGGAGCCCCGCGCUCUGUUCGACCGAGCGCCCUCUCCCCGACUCGGGUUUAGCCCUGUGACCCAGUGGAAGAAUCCUGAGCCCUCCGCCCACCCUCUUGUGAGUGUUGCCCAUGAGCCCCAAUCUUCGCCCGGUGGAAUCGUGGAAUGCCCUCUCCCCCAGCAGCCAGGCUUGUUCAAUCCGGUGCCGUCGGCCUACCCAGGACCCUUGGGCAACACCAGAGUGUCCCCCCGUGAGAAUGUUCCUCCGCUGCUGCUUUCUGCUGCCUCUCGGCAUGCCCCCGACCGCUACGAGAUGCUUUUGGAGGGUCCGGACGGAAGAGGUAUGAGUGGCUUCGCACUCAAUCCUGGAGCAUUCAACGUUGGUACAGGUGACACUUUGAAGAAGAAGAAGCCUGGUGUGUGGGCUGAAGCUGAUUUAGACAUUGCGUAUGAGAAAAAACCUUCACAAACUCCGAGCAACGAAACCAAGCGUGAGCAGAACUGGAGCACGAUGAAGCACGGAGGGAGCUGGAGGCAGACCGACCUCGAUUUGGCAGUUCUCCCAAACAAGGCUUUAGCAAGACAGAGCAAGGCAUUCAAUUCAAUUCAGAUAUACGGCACCCUACCCAAAGGAACUGUCCCACCCCAAUGGAGACACGAGACUGCCCACCAGCAGAGGAGGUCUCCCCAGCACAGCCCCUGGCCCAACUUGCCAUCCCCGAUCGUGUCCCGGACCAGCGUCCCACCGUCAGGCUCCCGGCCCUCGUCCAUCAAGGAGCGCAGGAACGUCCUGCCCCUCUCGGUGCUGAUCAGGCCCACCAUCGUCAGCCGGGGCCAGGGGAGGAUCGCCGCUGGGGCCAGACUCCCUCAGGACCACUUUGCUGCCCCUCCAAUGAUGAGAUACCCACAAUUCCAGCCGAUAACAGAAGGUGGCAGGAAGAUGCCUGAUUUCUCAGCUCUGCCCUCCAACUCCCGGCACUCUCCCCUUCCUCUGCCAGAGAUGGGUGAGGUAGAGACGGAGAUUGCCAACAUUCUGCAGCCUGGAGACUCCCCUGAUGCAGAGAACAUUCCCCGGCCCCUGUCACCCACCCGCCUGCAACCGGUUUCCCUGCCGGACUCCGAAGCUAUCCAGGACAUGGAGGAGCUGAUGCGAAUCCGAGCCGCCAUUCCACGCCCGCUGAAGAGACGAACAUCCAUCGAGCAGCCUGUGCAGUGGCUGGUGCCCAUGCAGAAACAAGCCCACCUUUACCAGCAGCUCACCAAACUCUUCACUCGCAGCGGAGCUGGCCAGAGGAAACAGCAGGACCCUGCUGAGGGAAGUGCCUUGUCCAGCUCGCCGCAGAUCUCGCCUGCUUCAGAGUCUAACGUUGCCCCAGGUCUUCCCGCCCCGAUACUGGAAUUUCCCACAACACCAUCUACAUCGCCUGUGAAGCAUUCAAUCCUGAAGCAAGGAGACAGCUCUGGGCCAAGCAAAACCACGAGGGCACGGCUGAAUCCUUUAGUGGUGUUGCUGGACGCUGCGUUACUCGGGGAGCUGGAGGUGGUGAAGCGAGUGGUGUAUGAGAUGGACGACCCGAGUCAAUCCAACGACGAGGGCAUCACAGGGCUCCACAAUGCCGUGUGCGGUGGGCAUUACGACAUCGUAGAGUUCCUCGUCAACUGUGGAGUCAAUAUCAAUGCAGCUGAUGGCUAUGGAUGGACCCCCCUGCACUGUGCAGCAUCCUGUAAUGACUUAGCAAUCUGUACUUUCCUGGUGAAGAAAGGGGCAGCGAUCUUCUUGACAACUCUGAGUGAUGGAGACACGGCUGCAGAGAAAUGUGACCGUUACCUGGAUGGUUAUGAGGAAUGUGCUCGAUUUCUGUUCAGCGCUGAGCAGCAAGCUGGGAUGAUGAACAGUGCAGUGGUGUAUGCUCUGUGGGAUUAUGAGGCUGAGAACAGCGAUGAGCUCUCCUUCCGUGAGGGCGAGGCCAUCACUAUCCUGCAGCGGGGCGACAAGGAGGAGAAGAAUUGGUGGUGGGCUUCGCUUUACGGCCGAGAGGGCUACGUCCCCUACAACCUCCUCGGGUUGUUUCCCAGAGUGAGGCCAGCGGUGUAGGAGGGAGAUGCAUCCUCUUCAUGGACAGGCUUACACCAGUUCCGUCAGACAGCAGCAGGAACACUGGCGUUCCAAGCACUGGGUACCGCAGCUCGGACCAUCAGCUGAUGCUGUGUGACUUGCUGAUCCGGGAUUCUGAGUGGGAACGCUGCUCAGCAACAGGUUUCCCAUUCUUGACAGUGUCGGCUGCUGCUGUGCACGUUUGUAGAGUCCGUUGGGUGGUCACGGACAAGAGGCCAUUCAGCCCAUUGAGUUCCAUGCUGUUCCCCAAUGGGCAGUGCAAUAACUGAGCCCCGUUCGCGUGUCAUACUGCAACGUGGUGGCAGCGUUAUGACUCUUCCUGGUUUGGUCAUUGAUCAUCACAAAGUAUGUGAAACCUUUUGAGAUUAAUGGAUUCCAAUUUAAAUUCAUCCUCAUCUCACCCCACAAUUCCCAGCUCGAUGACAUUCCCUCUGAGGAAGUUGCUUCCUCUCAUUAUCUAUCCACAUUUCUGCCAAGACAACCCAUGACACAAAACGAUGAACUUUUCAAGGACAUUGCGUUUGUAAAUAAGCUUGAUGUAAUUGAAAUUAAAUCCUUCCUUCAUUCCCAUUAGGGACACAGCCUACACUAAUUCAUAUUUUCCUUCCUUUUUCUCUUCCACUGACCAGAUCGCACAACUAGUGGUCAGGGACAGUGCUUGCCAGUGUGUUUCUGAAUGUUUUAAUGCU